CACCAACUAGAAUGAGCGAAAUCAAAGCAACAUAUAUAUAAGAUAUAACGAAAUAGAAAAAGGAAAUUCCAAGCACCAAAAUGGAUGUAUGAUUUAUGGAGACUGUAUAUGUCGCUAAGGAUUGCUUUUUGAUCCAUUAGCCAUUAAUGAAAUUCGGUCCUAUUUCCUUUCGCAGCCGUAGCUCUUGUGAUGGGUUAAAAGAUGACCACAUUGGAUGGAACUAAAAGUUGAAGACGACAAGGAACUGUAGCUGCGCAUCAGCAAUUGGCAGUACAUUUGAAGAAAAUCUGCCGUUGGUUGGAAUCAGAGGUUUCUGUGGCGCGUUUGCUCUGUUUUCUGUGCAAGAGUUUCUUUCACAAUGACAGUCUGUAAUUGAAAUAGACACGAUUGCACGUAAGCACUCCCCUAAUUCCGAGUCGUUGAUCUGUAAUUACAAGUCAACGGUCAACCUCGCGGGUGGAAAGUUUCCUUUACCGUUUGCCCUUCUUCCAUGGCAGAUAAAUGAUAUCUUCUUUCCCUCUACUUGUUUCAUUAUCUUACAACUAACUAACUAAGCGAGAGUUCAUACCCUCCUUCCCGCCUCUUAAGCUCUCGCCGUUCAGUCCGAGAGAUGGAAUCAGGACCAGACUCCAUUUCCGAAGACUUCCCCAUUCUCUAUUACGUUCUAUCGCAACUCGAUACUAUUUCUGGUAAAUCCCACCCACAACUUCCUCCCGAAACUCAAGAAUCGGUGCUGACCCAAUUACCUCGUCUCAACAACCCUAAAGUCUUGGCCACGGUGAUUCAAGCCAUACCCGGUAACGUUGCGCAAAUUCGGUCCGCCCUCGUUUGUCUCGGUCCACGCCCCGAUCCCUCCGCUGUCGCCGCCGCUCGCGAGCGGAUCGCUGACAUCCAAUCCGGACUCCAGAAGGAUCUUCAAGAAAUCGGUUGCGUCGAUGAUCGCGUCGAGAGAGAGAACAAGCUGAGAAAAGAGGCAGAGAAGGAGACGCAAAUCUAUACGGCGGUGGCGAGGCUAGAGGAGAUGCACCGGACCUAUGAGAAGCAGCUAAGCGACGCGCAGGAUCGUCUGGUGAAAUUUUAUGAAUCGACUGCUUCAGAGUUGGAUGAUGAGACCGACUUGGAGGUGAACGAAGAAGUUAGAAGAAUUUUGAAAGAGGCACAGAGUGGUGAGGUGGUGGAGAAGGUCGACCUUUUUGGGCAAGAGCUCAGGUUUCUUCCCGAGAAGUUCGGGAAACUACGCCGAUUGACCCAUCUUAAUCUAUCGCAAAAUCAACUCGAGUUUCUUCCCGAUUCCAUAGCUGGGCUUCAGAAACUCGAGCGCCUUGAUGUUUCCUCAAACCUUCUAGAGUCUCUUCCUGAUUCUGUCGGCCUAUUGCUUCAUUUGAAGGUCGUCAAUAUAUCGGGGAACAAGCUGAAUAUGCUUCCUGAAACCCUUACAGCUUGCAGUUCCUUGGUGGAGUUGGAUGCAAGUUUCAACAAUCUCUUAGGUUUGCCGAUAAAUUUAGGAUAUGGAUUGGUUAAUCUUGAAAGGCUGACAAUCCAGCUUAACAAGAUAUGUUACCUUCCUACAUCGAUAUGUCAGCUUAGGUCUCUUAAAUAUUUUGAUGCACACUUCAAUCAAAUCCAUUCCCUGCCUUCUGAAAUUGGAAGAUUAACGAGUCUAGAGGUGUUAAUUCUAAAUGGUAAUUUCAACAACUUGACUGAGGUUCCUGAAUCAAUCAGUGAUCUCUGCAACCUAAGGGAGCUAGAUCUUAGUGACAACCAGAUCAGAGCUCUUCCAGACAGAUUCGGCCGGCUGGAAAAACUAAGCAAGCUGAAUUUGGAUCAGAAUCCACUCGAGGUACCUCCAAUGGUGGUUGUUAACAAAGGACCCAAAGCGGUGAAGGAUUUCAUGGACAUGAGGUGGGCUAAUUUAGUUGCAGAGAAACAAAAGGCUAUGCAUGAGGCAAACAUGCCACAAGAUCAGAUUGGAUGGCUUGCUUGGGGAUCUAACAUGUUGAAUAACAUGACUUCUGGGGUUUCGCAAACUAUUUCUGAAUACUCAGGAGGAAGAAGAGAAACUAAAGAAGACCCAUGGUUGUAUCAGCAAUUGUGAGUGGGGAACGCAUGGUCGUCUCCUGAACCUGGCUUUCCAAGAAAUUGUCUGUAUAUAAAAUACAUAUACAUGUCUUGAUGCAAAUGCUACUGGGCUGCAUUACUGGAUGGUAUCAA
Molecule: messenger RNA, 2211 nt
Organism: Momordica charantia (bitter melon)
Lineage: Eukaryota; Viridiplantae; Streptophyta; Magnoliopsida; Cucurbitales; Cucurbitaceae
Source: RefSeq, a predicted model, not a curated record